This is a messenger RNA of Schistosoma rodhaini, 7453 nucleotides long. The record is from the annotation of a GenBank genome assembly. NCBI's taxonomy places the organism in Eukaryota, Metazoa, Platyhelminthes, Trematoda, Strigeidida, Schistosomatidae.
AUUUACAUUUUACAAUAAUAUUCACCAAUGUAGAAGCUGGCACAUUUCACAAUUGGGGAUUAGUUUUUCGUUGAACUAAAAGAAACUGAUUUUAUUCAGUUGAUUACUGUGUAAUAAUGAUAUAGAUGAAAGAGGUUUGAAAAAGAAUGGAAAGAAUCAUACGUCUUGUUAGAUUUCCAACUAUCCUACAAGAAAUCUAUUCACAAAAUAACAAAUAAACAAGUUUUCUUCUAACUAUCAUCUCAGCAAAAAGAAAGGAGAGCUAAUUAAUCAUGAAAUUUAAAUUCACUCUCCUUACAUCAUGGACACUAUUGCCAAAGUCCAUACCAGAUACUGACUGUGAAGAUGACGAAGCGAUAUUAUUUGCACAAUAUUUAACUGAAUACACAGAGAAUAAAUAUGAUCUAAAUGUAUUUUGGCCAAGACAACGUGGUGAAGCAUUUCUGCAUAAUUCAUUCAAUUCAUUUGAAGAGAGAUUUUUAACACAUUCUGAAUAUGCGUUACUGAUUGUAUCUGGUCAAAAUGCGUCAUGUUUAGAUUAUAUUUAUCCAAGAUUUCUUGUAUUUUUCACAGCAAAAAAAUCAUGGGCUGAGAGAAUUUUAAUAAUUUUUUUAAAGCAACCAGCAUGUUUACUAAAUUUCGAUCUAAGUUUAUUGAAACAUCCACCAAUUUUAUUCAAUGAUGAUUCAACGAAUCAAUGGAUUAAUGAUCAAGAAUCUUGGUUGAAAAUAGGAGAACUGAUAAAACAUAGAUAUAUUCCGUCAAUUAAUGGCGAUUUAUCAAGACAUCUACUUACACCCACAGAAUAUUACAUUAGUCGAUGGAUGUCUGUCACGGAUCUACGUGGACAACCAUUAGCUGUAAGAAUAACCCGUACUGGUCAAAGCGACUCGGCACCAGCUAGCUGGCAUGAUCUCAGUGAUAUUGAACCAAUCAACGGAAUGAAACAUGUUUUAGACCCGAUAUAUCCUAUUGGACAACGUCUAAGCCAAUCAGCAUCCGUAUUUGAACAUUCACCCACACAAUCUCGUGACAGUACGCCUAAUCUACACUUACAUGUGAACAAUUUUAAUCGUAUUAGAAGCUUUAGUUCAAGAUGUUUUACACGAAAACAUCAAUAUUACAAUACAGUAUUUGGAUUAGAUCCUUGUUGGCCAACUUUGUCUGGAAAUCAAUUAAACGUUAUUAACAAUUAUAGUGGAGUUAAAUGUCAAAUUGACGAAACAUCACAUUAUGAAAAUUUAUUGGAAAAACGUAGUAAACAUAACGUUGAAAUCGAUCCUAUUUAUAAAGCAAGUCAAAUGUGUAUUCCGCAAAAACAGUCGAAAAUUAAAUCGUGUGAAUUUUUAAAUGAAUCGAUAUUGUCUUGUAAAUUAUCAAAUCGUAUUCAUAAAUCAACCGGUAUUAUAAAUGAUGGCUCAGAGUACAGUAAUGUCAUUACACCAAAUCAUACAAUGAAAUAUUGUCAAAGAAAGAUUAAAUUGUCACCUAAUAAACAUUUCAUAUUCAAAGAACCACAUCAUAUCUGUAUAUCAUCAAAAAAGUUAAUAAAGCUAUUUAAAUUCAAACGUAAAAAAAAUACUCAUUCUAUUUGUGAGAAAUUUGGAACACAGUCACAAUUAGAACUAGCUAAAGCUGUAAAAACAUUAUCUGAUGUUGGACAAAGUUUAGUUGAACAUUCAGGAGAUAGUGUAAGUAAUCUGAACAUGCUUGAAAUUCAACAGCAACAACAACCAUCGUGUUCAUACAGAACUACUGAUAAAUUAAAUCUUAGUUGUUUAAGUAACCAUGCAGAUGCGAAGGAACACCGUGUCAAACAUACAAACAAUGAUGAUGUUUAUCACCAGUCAAAAUGCUCACAAAUCACACCGAUUCAAUCAGUGGACUUCUCUGAUUCCGGAUUAUGGAGUAUGAGUCAAAUGGCUACUGAAGAUUGUACUAAUUCACUACAACAACAUCAUACAUCAUGUUCAGAGAGUUCAGUAUUCGGUUAUUUCACUAAUCAUAACAAUAAUGAUUGUAAUAAUAGUGAUCAAACAAAUGAGAUACGAUUACAGCAACCAAUCACAACUCCAAUAACUGCAUCAAAAUUUGCAGAGAUAAAACUAUCACCAUGGUCAUCGUUAAAAAUAAAAGAUGGUCAACAGAGUAAAGAAUUUAAAUUAGAAAAAUCAAAUCAAACUACUGAUGCUACUACUACUAUUGAUAAUAAUACUAAUACCAAUACUACAACUAAUAUAUCAAAUGAACAUGGAUUAACUUGUACUGAUAAUAUUCCUUUGAACCAAAAAGCCGGUAUGGAAAACGAUACAUUAUUAUUAUUAAAUUGUAAUUCUGAACAAUUCGUUAAAGAUCAACUAUCAAAUCCUUCAGUUAGUAAUGUAAACAAAUUUGGAACGAAUGAAGCUUUAAAAUUAUUUAAUAAUGAUGAUAAUAACAAUGUAACUCAUGACUUAAAUGGUCCUAUGAAAAACCAAAUGUCUUGUACUUUCAAUUUGGAGCCUUUUAGUUCAAAUUCAACCUCUUUCGAAGAGAGUAAAAAUGAUGAUGAAUCAUUACACUCUCAUAUUUCGAAAUUGAAACAAAAUUAUCCUCAAGAGAAUUCUAUUUCGUCAACUUAUCUUUCGAAAGUACAUAAUAAUAAUACUAAUAGUAACAACGCAUCCGCUACAAUCGGUAAAGAUUUUAUACAACUUUCGACUUUUCAACAAAAUUCACUAAUUUCGCCGAUUGUGCAAAAUAAUAGUAUGUUGACGGAGUAUAGUUUACCUUGUAGAAUAUCUACAACAUGUGAUGUACUUCAGAUACAUCCUACUACAAAAAUAUAUGAUUUAAAUAAUAAACCUGAAAAUGAUUUAUCCACAGUGAAAGUUACUGAUUGUAAACGAUCUAUUGGUACUCAUUUAGUAAACAAUAAUGAUAGUUUAAAGAUAGGUCCCCUUCAACUAAAUCAAGAUAUCAAAGGAAUUAUGACAGACCCUACAUUAGAACAACAAAAUCCCUACUCUAGUGAAUCAACUCCGUUGAAUACAAAUCAAACAAUAAAGAUCGAUUCACAAAUAGACAUUAACGUUAAUUGUUCCGAAGAUUCAUUAUUAAUUAGUGUAGAAUGUGAGAAUAAUUCAACAUUUAAUUCAGAUAUUAAACAAAAUAUGAAUUCCUGUGUCAUGACCAACAUACAAACUUUAACAAACUCGCUGAUGGAAUUAGAAUGUACAACUCACUUGCCACUAUCAUUGAGUACUGAUACAUCUGCAGAUAAUCAUUAUUUAAAUAAAAGUUUCAGUCAGUCACUGGACAGUAAUGCGGAAAACCUUGAAUACCUUAACGUUGUUACUGACCAUCAAACUAAUCAGCUACAAUUUAAAAAUGUAUGUUUGCCAAAGCAACUCAAUGAACAAUUAACAACUAUGCCAAUUAUUGAGGACAUCACAGAACUAUCUUCCGCUCAAGCUUCAACAUUAUUCAAGCAACAAAAGAGGGAUCCAUUAAUUACUCCCGAUCAUGCACAUGAUGUACGCAUAGAUGAACGAUUGAGUAUCGGUUCACCUAAUGGGUCCAUCAGUGACCAAUUAGAGAAUAAUCAAUCAGUGCCUUCGACCCAAGUGAAACAAAUCUCCUCAUCAAAUACGGAAACAUCACAUGAAGAUAUGAAACCAUUAUACUUGAAAUCAGAUUUGAGUAACACACGAAACUUGGACGAUUAUUUGUUGGAUAAUUCACGUCAAAAUUGGACAUUAGCAUUAUCAAGUGAGCUUACCAAUAAGAUAGAUAAUUCAUCGAAAAGGAAAUAUGAUUUUGAUCAACUAACUAAAGAAAUGUCAAAUGACAGUGAAAAACUAUCCACUGAUCUUGAAAUCAGCAAAUUAUCAACUGAGGAAAAGGUUUCUUCAGAUGAAAUAAGUCAGUCGUUGACAUUUUUACAACUUCAUAGUGAAAGCGUAGAAGUUUCAUGUAAUAAGUUUCAUACACCUACUAAAUGUCACAACAGAGAGUUUUACAUGAAUGAUGAGGAUAUUUCCAGUGAUGUCAGCUCCACCAAAGUUGAUCAUUUGCAAGAUCAACAUGAUCAGCUGACUAAUAGUGAGGAACCAUUUGUGGAUAGUACCGCUUUAUCGAUAUCUUCAAACGUUAAUAUAUAUCAUACGGAAGGAACGAAUUUCUAUGUUAUUGAACCGUUAAAUGAGAAUACCACAAUCGAUUCGACAAACGUAACUCGGUUAACAGAAAAAUUAUCAAUUAGCUCUAAUAGUCUCAAUAAUAAUGACCUGGAUGCCGAUGCUCAUUUCAAAAAAGUUGUCAUUAAAACAGAGAAUGAUUCUAUUGACUGUCGGGUUAAGGAUCUUUUACAAAGGUGCUCAUUAGAGGACAUAAAUACUUUGUCAACUAUAAUUCACAUAGUAAGAUCUUCAUCCAUACAAUCACUACAAGCAACUGAUGAAAAUUUACUUUUGGCCAAAGUUGACCAUUUGCAAUAUCCACAUAAUCAGCUGACUAAUAGUGAGCAGUCAUUUAUGAAUACUACCGCUGAAUCAUUAUCUUCAAAUGUAAACAAAUAUUGUACAGAUGGAACGAGUAUCAGUGUUAUCGAGCCUCCAAGUGGAAAUCCCUCAAUCGAUAUGGAGAAAUUAAUUCAACCAACAGCAGAAUCUCUGAAUAAUCUUAGUAUUCAUAAUAACAAUACAUUCAAUAUUGACACUCGAUUCGAGUUUACUAGUCAGUUGGAUGUGGUUUGUAAAGAUGAACUUAUUGAAGAUAACAAUGCACGUACAAUUCCAUUGCUCACAGCUUAUAAAGAAGAGGUCUGUGGUACGAUGCAUGGUAUCAAUUCGCAUUCAAAAACGGUUGAUUCACUAGGGAUUGAAAGCUAUUCAUUAUCUAGAUCACACGAAAGAAAUGCUGAUGACGAUAACGAUUAUAUGGCUAGUGAUGCUAAUAUUAUUACUAUUACUACUACUACUACUACUAACGAUAAUAAUAAUACUCCAAGUGCUGCUCCUAAUGAUGACACCGUACCAUAUAAUUCAACUAUAUCUCUCACAUUUACCGAUAAAAGAAAUAUCCUGUUAUCUAGUGAUAUUUCAGAUAACAACAGUUUACCUACUCCACCACCUGGUCGAGAUAAUGAACAUUUAGAUUAUUCUAAUACCACAAAAAAUUCAACGAAUAUUUCAUUCAAUAAUUCCUUGGAGUUAGAUUUCAACCCAACAAUAAGUAAACUGAAUUAUUUAAUGCAAUAUGAAUAUGAAUUUACCGAUAAUGAUAAUAAUAUUUAUUGGAUUGAUCCUGGUAGUUUAAACAAAGAUAUUAAAACUAUAGCACAACCAAUGAGAUCAAUUGUAAUUGGUAACUCUUUAGAACAGCCAGAAGGUACAUCGAGUAUUUAUAAUACACCAUCACAACAGUUAUCAGUAGUACCAACAACAUCAGCGGCAACAACAGCAAUACAAAAUCCGAUUCCUCCAGUCAAUGAAAUUUAUAUUGAUGAAGACUAUAUUAGUCAUUUAUCAUUAGAUGACAAAAAUAAGAAAGGUAUUCUGGGACCUAAGAUUGAUAAAGGUAAUGAAGAACAAAAAUCAAAUCAGCGUUUUAAAUUCUCUUCAGGAGCUUACAGUCUUUUUACUUCAUUUUUCAAUUUGGGACUGCAAUUGAUCAGUCUCUUAUUGGCAUAUGUACAACCUGUGCGGAUUGCCCCGAUAUUGCCUUAAGUCACAAGCUUUUUAGGCAAAUAUGAGUAGUGGCUAGUAGUGGAAUGCAGGACACGCGUUUCGUCCUAUCUCGGACUGGUCAGCUGGAUGUACCUGCAUCCCACAGUUGAUGUUCACUCUAGGACUCAAACCCCAUACCGUACGCUUCGAACGCCAUCGCGUUAUCCACUUAGCUACUGGUAACAUUACAUCCUUUGUAUUGCGUCAUUGAUUAUUUCAACUCUUUCCAAAGCUUGAUAGCAUCAUUGUCAUUUUUCUUCAAUUCAUAACUGACUGGUUUCAAUUCAUAUCUUUCUUUAUUACCAUUAAUCUGUUUACAGCUGUUUCACUACACAAUCAUCUAAUGCUUGUUAACUCUAUGAGUUCUAAUCAAUAUUUCAGUGUUCGGGAACUUUCCCUCUCAAACUUAAUUUAUUUAUCCGAAAGAAAAAAAGAUUUAUGAGCUUAUUAACUCGAUUAGAAUCUUCUCUACAUCAUAAUACAUAUAUUCAUCUUGAAUCACCCUCAUAUUUAUAAGUAUCUCAAUAUCUGUAAUCACUUUGAUAUUAAAAUGUUAUAGGUUUGAAAGCAGCUGAUGAGAACCUAACGAAACAAAAUGUUCUUACUCUCUUUAUGAUAAUCAAGGGAACUAUAUAUGAAAUUCGAGUUUUUUGUUUCAUAGGAAUGAAUGAUAAUACAAAGGAGUAAUUCAUUUAUAUUCGGAGAAUUUAAAAUUCAGACACACCCAUCAUCAAAUGUUAUUUUACAUAAUUCAGUUCGGAAACUAGUAGAAAUUGGGGAUAAUUAUAUCAUUGACAAAGAUUUUGAAAUAACUAUUUCUAUGUAUAUGGAAAUAUCAAUAUGAACUAAAAUUCUUACCAUAUUCUCAGUGGGACAUGACAAUGCACCAAACUGAGUUCAGGACCUUCAUUAUCUUAGUCUUUACUCUAUACAUUUUCGUUAUCAUCGUGAAUACAAUGACGAAUAUUUUAUGUUUUUGAUGUAUAUAGAUUCCUAAUUCCAAGCCGAUUGAUAAUUUACAAGUCGAAUAUUCCCAUUAGUGAAUUAGUUAAUAGUUAGAUAAUCGUUCUAUAACAAGAAGUAUUCUUCGUCCUAGUAAAGAAUAUACCAAUGUCUGUGCGCAAUCACUUACUAACCUGAAUCACAUACACUAUACAUUUUAUGAAUAAAUAAAAACAGUCAAGUUGGGCUAUCGCCGUACGUGCACAUUCUAUUCGUCGUGCCUGAUUGAAUGUAUUUAACGAAACCAAAGAAAACGUUAUCAGUUUAAUAACACCAAAGUUUUAGGCUUUAUUUACAAAGCUAUAUCGUUAAACUUAAACUGAGAUGGAUAGUGGGAUCUAGAAAGCGCGUUCCGCCCCGUAUGGGACUCGUCAGCUGGAUUUACUUGCACCACAUAGUUGGUGCAUAACUCGAACUCAACACCAUUCACUUCAAACACCAUCAGGUGGUCUACUUAGCUAAUGAAUUCAGAUAGCUGCAGGGUUGUGCAAAGGGUAACUUUUAACUCGUAUAUAUUGGUUGUUUGGGUCUUUCACUGAUGUUCAAGAACUCAAAUGAUCAGUUUCUGUUUAUCAAAUCCUUAUGACUUAAGGGCAGUAAAGAAGGGAAUCUCACAGGACGCAUGUUCUCCUAAAGAGACAGAUCAAUUGUAGUCCCAAACAUAAAUAAGAAAAUCCAAAAAACCAAUAAAUAUAUAUACAUUACCGUUAUCAUUAAGAAUAUAUAUAUAUUUAUUUAUUUAU